Ceratina calcarata is the source of this 3044-nucleotide messenger RNA. It is a transcript of the gene LeuRS-m, whose product is annotated as Leucyl-tRNA synthetase, mitochondrial. The transcript is spliced from 6 exons. Gene Ontology annotation, biological process: mitochondrial translation; leucyl-tRNA aminoacylation. The record is from RefSeq and is a predicted model, not a curated record. Gene Ontology annotation, molecular function: aminoacyl-tRNA deacylase activity; ATP binding; leucine-tRNA ligase activity. NCBI's taxonomy places the organism in Eukaryota, Metazoa, Arthropoda, Insecta, Hymenoptera, Apidae. Gene Ontology annotation, cellular component: mitochondrion. Bases 168 to 2816 code for a protein of 882 amino acids.
AAUCAAGAUCAUUCUGUAUUAAAAAGCAUUUCGUCUGAAUAAUUUAAAUUCAGAAUGGUGAUUCUUUACAGUUGUUAAUAAAUAUGGCAACUUGCAUGGUGUAUACAAAUUGAGUAUUGUAGGUUUCGUUUGUCUGUAUUUAAAUAUUUAAAUAAUAAAACUUAAGCAUGAAGAUUACACUUUUGUUCUCUAAAAAACAUUUGCCAUAUUGUAAGAAUAAUACGUUCUUCAAGAGCGUUAUUACUCGGUAUGCUUCGACCGGCAUAAGCAAAUUCUCCAGUGGGUCUGUUACAAAUGAGAUAAAGAAGGAUAUAGAAGAAUACUGGAGAGAUAAAAUUAAUUUGCAUAAAUAUAAUGAUACAGAUAAUGGAAAACAGAAGUUUUAUGUUUUAUCAAUGUUUCCUUAUCCUUCUGGAAUACUUCACAUGGGACAUGUAAGAGUUUAUACUAUAAGCGACACUGUUGCUCGUUUUUAUAGGAUGAAAGGAUACAAUGUUUUGCAUCCAAUGGGCUGGGAUGCCUUUGGCUUACCAGCAGAGAAUGCUGCAAUUGAAAAAUCCAUCAGCCCAGCCACCUGGACAUAUAAUAACAUCAAGAACAUGAAAGAACAGUUGAAUGCGAUGAAUUUGUCCUUUGAUUGGGACAGGGAAUUUGCUACAUGCGAUCCUGAGUAUUAUAAAUGGACACAAGAAUUAUUUUUGAUGUUAUUUGAAAAUGGUUUAGUUUACAGAAAAGAAUCAUUUGUUAAUUGGGAUCCUAUCGAUGAAACUGUGCUGGCAGAGGAACAGGUUGAUGAGAACAAUUAUUCUUGGAGAUCAGGUGCUAAAGUACAGAAGAAACUAUUGAAUCAGUGGUUCAUUAGAACCACAGCAUUUGCUAAGACAUUACUCGAAGGUUUAGAUGAUCCGACACUGAAGGAAUGGAAAGAUGUCAAGAAAAUACAACAAAAUUGGAUACGCAAAUGUAAUGGGACGAGCUUUGAAUUACAAUUGAUAGGAAACAUCCCGAACUAUCCGAAAACACUAAAUGUUUGGACCAAUUGCCCGGAAUUUAUUGAGCAUGCGAAGUUCGUUGCAAUAUCUCCAAAUAGUUUAUUGAACAGAUCAGAAUACUGCCAAGAUGUGGCAGAAGGGAUCAAAGUGAUUGAUGCCAAAGUAUUGAAUCCGUUUAACGGAAACGAACUGCCAAUAUUCGUAACAGACAAACUACCAUUUGAAGAAUUUCGAGAUACUUAUCUUGGUAUACCUGCCGCCUCGAUGGACGAUUAUCAAUUCUCUGAAAGAGUCGGGAUCGAAUAUCAAAGGCACUCCUUAAGGAAUUACGAAGAACAACAACUUAAACUUACAGAAGUAUUAUCUAAAGCAAGAAAAUGGAAGAUCGGUGGAUAUGCUGUUAGUUCAAGACUGCAAGAUUGGUUAAUAUCUAGACAAAGGUAUUGGGGUACGCCGAUUCCGAUUGUUCACUGCUCGAAUUGCGGUAUUCAACCAGUUCCACGUGACCAGCUUCCUGUGGCUCUACCAGAUUUAAGUUUCUCGUCUGUGAGUAAAAAGUGUACAUUAAGCAUGGCAAAGGAUUGGUUAAAUACUUCGUGUCCGAAGUGUGGAGGCCAAGCGAUCAGAGAAUCCGAUACAAUGGACACAUUCGUAGAUAGCUCGUGGUACUAUCUAAGAUACAUCGAUCCGAAAAAUAAGGAGGAAAUGUUCUCCGUUGACAAAGCAAAAACGACGUUUCCCGUUGAUCUUUACGUAGGUGGAAAAGAACAUGCAAUGCUACAUCUGUAUUAUGCGAGAUUCAUGAGCCACUUUUUACACUCGGAAGGGCUCUUACCCAGCCAAGAACCAUUUAAGCAAUUGCUAGUACAGGGUAUGGUAUGUGGUAUGACGUAUCAAGUACAGAGUACAGGGAAAUAUCUGAGAGCAGAUGAAGUGGAGGAGAAGGACAGAAAGUACAUAGAGAAAAUUAGCAAGGAACCGGUAAUCGCGUCAUGGGAGAAAAUGUCUAAAUCGAAACACAAUGGAGUCGACCCUGUCGAAGUAUUAAACGAAUACGGAAUCGAUACAACCAGGCUUUUCAUAUUAGCCGACCACGCGCCGACCUCGGAUAAAUAUUGGAGUAAGGAGACUAUGCCGGGAAUAUUAAAUUGGCAAGAACGUUUGUGGAGGACGGUGAAAAGUUUUACGGAUUAUCGCAAUAGCGUGAAUUUGGAGGAACUUCAUGCAGAACCUACCGAUCCAAAAUUUACGAAAGACGAUGACUACAUGUUCGACAGUCGAAAUUAUUUCUUGAAGACGGCGACGUUUAAUAUAAUCGAAUCUCAACAGUUGAGUGUUGCAAUAUCGAGAAUGCAAGGGCUUACGAACAGUUUGCGCAAAGUGAGCACGGAGUGUAUGAAUAAGAGCCGUGAAUAUGAACGCGCGUUAGCAGUUCAGAUUAUAAUGCUCGCACCGUUCGCACCGCACUUCGCUUCCGAAUUAUGGAGUGCCUUUUGUGCGGCGAAACAUCAUCUGAUAAGUGAAGACGAGGUAGAUUUAGACACAGAUGUCAUGGAACAAAAAUGGCCAGAAAUCGAUAAGAAUUACAACAUGACGUUGGAGGUCAGGGUAAAUAGUGCGUUAGUGACAAAAAUCAAAGUGCCCAAAUAUGAAUUGGACAAAUUGUCACUCGAGGCGGCUCUUGACUUGACGGAGAAUUCGCGAGACGUCCAGAAACGUUUAAAGAAUCGUAAGAUCAUCGAGUCUAAACUUCUUUCAAGGGAAGGCUGCGAUUCAAAAAUAUUCAUUUCAACAGAGAAACUUUCAAAGAGCAUCGCGACAUAAUACUACAUUAGGUAAGACAAAUAAAACUCAAAUGAACAUUGUAAAUACUAGAUCAUCACGUAAUCUUCAAUUGUAUUUGUACAUAAAGAUACUUAUUGUGUAAAUAAACAUUUUCUGUAAUACUUAAAGAAUACAGUUAAUGUAUACACUCUCAGAGAAAAAGAUUGCACACAUGUGAAGAUCUUUUUAUCUAGGAAUAAAGAUAAAUAUUAAAGACCUUACCAAAUA